CACCAGUCGCUCACUCACUCGCGUCGCCGGGCGGACUGCGCACACUGAGCGACAUUCGUCGCACGAUGGCGCAACAUGUUGGCCGAACGCUCAAACCGGCUAUCCUAAUUCUUAUUAUUUUCACAUAUUUCCACAUCACCACGGGCAUAUCCAUUUCUCUAAAAAAUCUGGAUUUUCUACCUAAAAUCACUUCGAUAACUGAAAUUAAAAGUGAUAAAUUAACAAACUCCAGUGACACUACCACCACAUCAUCAGUAGCAAGUGAUAACAGACUAGUACUAGUUACUGGUCAACACCUCGGGAAUCUCAAUAACUUUCAUUGGUCGAAUACCGAAAAUACCUGCAACAAUGACAGCAAUCCUUUGACCCGAGUGGACUUAACAAUUUCACCGGAAGGGCAUGAAAUUGCAACAUACAAAUUAUCAUCCAUUGAAAAGUUUGAGGUUACAAGUGUCUAUUUCUGUGUUGGAAGUGUCGACGAGUCCUAUACGACGUCAUGGACUAAUCUUGGCAGCGAAUUUUCCCUCAACAAAAUAAAAGGCAGUAGUCGUUUACAACGAGACGUUCCAAGCCCUCAGGUAGCUUCGCUAUCGUUUAACAAUGAUGUCAAUAUCAAUGGUCUGCGAGUGGAGCAUGCUGUCAAAGAGCCUUUCAUUGCCCAGGAUGGAAUGCCCGAAAUUUUGGCCGGGGGAGAAGCAACUCUACGACUAUUUGGUAGUGGUCUCAAGAAUAAUACGAAAAUCGUGUUUACAGAUGAGAAGCCCCAGGAAGACAAGUCCUGCACUCGGAUAAAAUCGGAUGAAUUUCAAGUUCAAAAUGCGGAUGAAUUUACAGCGACUGUCGACGUAAUACUGCCCAUGGGUUCACCCUUCUAUAUUUGUGUGAAGCAAGUGAAAAACCCCAAUGGAGGACAAACGGAGAAACGGGUAUACUACAAGCAUCAGGGAAUGGAGAGUCAUAAAGCAAUUCGUACAUAUGAAAAAAUGCUAGCCCUCUGGCUUCAAAUCACUAUUAUUCUCACAUGUCUAGCAUUCUCAGCACUAUUCUCGGGACUGAAUUUGGGACUAAUGGCCAUGGACAGGACUGAAUUAAAAAUUUUAUGUAAUACUGGAACUGAAAAGGAACGUAAAUAUGCACGAACAAUUCAACCAGUUAGAAAUCAUGGAAACUAUUUGCUGUGCUCUAUCCUCUUCUCAAAUGUUCUAGUAAAUUCAAUAUUCACAAUCUUAUUGGAUGAUCUAACAUCUGGAGAAGUUGCUAUCGUAUGCUCGACCUUGGCGAUCGUAAUUUUCGGUGAAAUCUCCCCUCAAGCAUUUUGCAGUAGACACGGACUCUGCGUGGGUGCCAAAACAAUUUACAUAACAAAACUAAUGAUGGUUAUAACGUUUCCCCUGAGUUAUCCCAUAAGUAAGUUCCUGGAUUUCAUGCUUGGUGAAGAAAUUGGAAACGUUUAUAACCGUGAGCGUCUCAAGGAGCUGGUUAAGGUGACGACUGGGUACAACGAUCUUGAGAAAGACGAGGUGAAUAUAAUAGCUGGCGCUCUAGAACUCCGCAAGAAGACAGUUUCCGACGUGAUGACUAAAAUUGAGGAUGUUUAUAUGCUGGAUUAUAACGCAAUUCUAGAUUUCGAAACCGUCUCUGAAAUAAUGAAAUCAGGAUUCUCAAGAAUUCCUGUUUACGAAGGAGAGAGGAACAACAUCGUGACGAUGCUCUACAUUAAGGAUUUAGCGUUUGUCGAUCCUGAUGACAAUACUCCAUUGAAAACAUUGUGCCAAUACUAUCAGAAUCCAUGUAACUUUGUCUUUGAAGAUGUCACGCUUGAUGUAAUGUUUAAGCAGUUCAAAGAAGGCCACAAAGGCCAUAUGGCAUUCGUACAGAGAGUCAAUAACGAAGGUGAAGGUGAUCCAUUUUACGAAGUAACUGGCCUGGUAACCCUAGAGGAUGUAAUAGAAGAGUUGAUCCAAGCUGAAAUAAUGGACGAGACAGACGUAUUCACUGAUAAUCGGAGUAAACGAAAGAGAUUGAACAAUCGUCCGAUGAUGCCGGACUUUACGGUAUUCGCUGAGAAAAAGGAAAACCAAAGAAUUCACAUUUCUCCACAAUUGACAUUGGCAACGUUUCAAUAUUUAUCAACGACUGUGGAUUCAUUCAAACCCGACACGAUAUCGGAAACAAUUCUCCGUCGAUUACUCAAGCAAGAUAUCAUUUAUCACAUCAAAGUUAAGUCUCGUGAGAAGGCACGCAAUGAUCCAGGGGCUAUAAUAUAUCAGCAGGGCAAAGCUGUUGAUUACUUUGUCCUGAUUCUUGAGGGGCGUGUGGAGGUGACUGUUGGAAAGGAAAAUCUUAUUUUUGAAAGUGGCCCAUUUACUUAUUUCGGUUGUCAAGCCCUGAGUCCUAAUUUUUCAGGUGCCUCGAAUGUUUCAGUAACCGAGUCCCCAACAACAACAAAUCCUCAAAGUCUGGGAAGUAUCCAAUCAAUAAAUUUGGAUGCCAUAUUGCGUCACACAUUCGUACCAGACUACACAGUGCGCGCAAUAACCGAAGUUUUCUACGUUAAAGUUAAGAGAUCACUGUAUUUGGCAGCUAAAAGAGCUACGUUAUUGGAGAGAAGCCAGAAAGAUCCAUCACCGAGUCAGGAUCAGUUUGAUGAUGAAGUUGAGAAGCUACUUCAUUCAUUGGAUGAGGAUGAUCACAGUAUGCCAACAACGCCCAGUAACGAACGUCGACAUCAUCACAAAGUCAAUGAUACCCGUCAACAGCAGUCACCAGUACGCAGUGCAACUGCACCAACGUCACCUUUACCAGUUAGUGCCAGUCCAAUGACUAAUUCAAAGUUUGUACCGAGGAAUGGGCCUAAUGGACAAUUGAAGAAUUCACCUGUCAAGAUCGAAGAAAUUCCAAUGAAUCCCCCCGAAGGUCAAAAAUUAAACCUUGACGCGGAAAUAGCAUCACGUCAGGCUGAAGCAGCGCGUUUAUCCACGAAAAAAUCAUCAGUUGAUGAAGAAGAGCGCCAGAAUCUUCUUUCAAAGCACAUUGACUCUUAACGCUUGCAAAACGGCCGUGCGAGUAACAUCGAUACGGCUAAUGAAUUAACAACGAAUAGUUGCUGCAGCCCAAGUUCAAACUGUACCAAUCAAACAACGUGACAUUUUAUAAUUAUUGCUGUAGCCUUAAGAAUGGAUCAGAUACUUAAUUAGUAUAGCAGAUACGCGGUUUCAUUUGUAUGCUAAUUGAAACAGUGCUAAAUUUCUUUGCUACAUUUUACCAAUCGAAUUGAAUUUUUACUUUAAAUCUUCUGCUCAGGAAACUGAUGCCAAAACCUUAUAUAUUUGCUUUUCCACUCAAUUACUCGAGUCAGGUCAAUUAUGUUUUCCCGGGAGAAAAAAAAAUUUUAAAACCCGUCGCAGAUUAGUUUACAGAGACAACACGAUGAUGUUUCUUUGUCACUUGUACAUACCAUUCCAAUUUUUAUCAUUUACCAUGAAAAGUAUUUUGAAUGAAAAUUAAUUCACCACCUUAUAAUGUUUAUGAUACAUGUGACACAAAUACUCAGCCAAUCAAAGAUUUAAUUACUUAGUUUAAAAUAAGCACGUCUAAAGAAUUCUCAAGGGGAUUAGAGUCAAAUUUCAUGAUGAAAAAUGUUAAGUGCGAUUGCCUAAUAUUAAUAAUCUUUUAUAUAAUGUUCGUUAGUCCUCUUUAAUCAUGUUUAUUCGUUAAAUGUUUACCUCUUUCGUAUAGAUUCCGAGUGCCUGCUUACUUCUCAAAUUAUGUUUUCAGGGGAGGGGGGGGGGAGAUAAUUAUGAGAUACCUUGGGUAGCAAAUGCCAUCGAAUUAAACCUAGCUUGACGGUUGUAUCCGGCAUAUUUGGAUGCCUCCAAGUAGCACAUUAUUUUUUAUACCAGAAAGAAAGGGAAAUUGUGAGUAUUUCAUUGAGCAAACAAUCCACUAGCAUUGAACAAGCUGUUAGACCUUUUUAAUGAUUCAAUUGCAUGAAUUUUUAUUGUAUAUGAAAAUUGAGUGAAGAAUAUCAGAGACGAAUUUGUUUCCUUUUCAUGAGUUAAAAAAAAAAACUUUGAUUGUUCCUCAGAAAAACGAAUAGAAAAUAUUUAUGUAAUAUUUUCCCUCAAAUAUUCAUAUUUUAUAGGAUACAAACGCCAUUAUUCGUAUUUUCACAUGAAUCCAAUUGUAUCAUGAGUUGAAAAUUAUUAUUUCUCAUUGAUAAUUUAGUUAUUUAUUUAGUAAUGUCGCAGACAAUAAGAAGAUAAUUAUCAGUGAUGAAGAAUUCUUGGAAAUGAUAGUAGCUACUAGUCCUGUUUGUUCGAGUUUAAUGAAAAAAAAAGCACUUUUAAUGACUGCGCGCAAAAGUCACUAGAUGAUCCAUGACUUGUAAAAAAAAUUUGAGGAAUUUAUUGUCAGAAGGUGCCUGUCUGCAUGGUGAGUAUUGGUGCUUUGAUGGAAUUAAUAAAUUUUGUUGUAAACGCGUAGUAUUCUCGAUUAACUGCAGUUGUAGCUACAAGUUUUCAAGUUUCAUUUCAAAUAAGGAAAAUUCCACAGGAACCAAUGUUCCCUGACACGUUCAAUCAAACAAAUACGUAUCAUUUAUUGAGAAUAUAUUAGGGGUUUGUGAACAUGUUAAACUUAAUAGUUAUCUAUGAAUAGAAGAUAAAAGCAAAUAUAUGAAUUUAUAUUGAUGAAGAAUGGUGAUGUUGAGUUAUGUGUUCCAUACAGAAGAAUAAUUAAAGAAGAACGACACUUGUAAACGUAAAUAGUUUUGAUUGUAAUGAACAAACUCUAAGUCAAAUUUGCAUUUCAUUUAUUAUUGAGAGGUAUUUGAGUAUAAAAAUAUAAUUAUUCUAUUGUACUUAUUGAGAUUCAGGAAAGAGAUCGAUUUGAUUUUAUUAAAGCAUAUCUCAAAAACA
Diachasmimorpha longicaudata is the source of this 4919-nucleotide messenger RNA. It is a transcript of the gene uex, whose product is annotated as unextended protein. Gene Ontology annotation, biological process: intracellular manganese ion homeostasis; magnesium ion homeostasis; transport. Gene Ontology annotation, cellular component: cytoplasm; plasma membrane. The transcript has 13 exons. Bases 66 to 3044 code for a protein of 992 amino acids. Lineage: Eukaryota; Metazoa; Arthropoda; Insecta; Hymenoptera; Braconidae. The record is from RefSeq and is a predicted model, not a curated record. Gene Ontology annotation, molecular function: transmembrane transporter activity.